AUGGAGAAUGUGCUGAAUUAUAUUGGUCUACUGACUUCUGGUUUAUCACUGUCAUUCAUUCUCCUGCUAUGCUUUUGUUGGAAUAAAAAGCAUAGUUUAUUACCAAAACGUAGCAAUUCAAACAGUAAUGUUAGCAUCAAAUCAUUUAAUCAGAAAAACACUCAAGGUGAUCAAAAACGUCAUAUCACUUGUCGACUGAAAUGUCCCUUUCGAAGUGGUCGUAACCCGAAUGUAGCUGAUUUAACAUCCGCUGCUGCUGCUGCUGCUGCUCGUACUCCUGGUGACGUCACAUCCCCCAAUCAUGUUAUAAUUAAGAAUUCAAGUCUAUUCGACAAUGAAGGCGAUUUGGCGUAUGCGACUACAAUCGGAUUAAGAGGUGGUCUGAAUGAUACAGAUAUUAUAUCACCUGGUUACACUCUACUACGGCAAGAAAGUAACUCCCAUAGAAAUUGUGAACUUCCUCCGGUGCCUACAUAUUCGGAUACAAAUUUCAUUGAAAAUAAUAAACCGAUAAAGACAAUAAAUCAUGAACAAGCGGAUACCCUAGAGGAUAUUAGUGAUCAGCUGACGUAUUAUUCAGUACCAGCUGUUAAACGAUCAAUAGAAAAUGAUCAAAAUCUAUAUGAUAUCGCUAUUAUACCUAAGCUACAACAACAACAACAACAACGAAUUAAGCUGCAAACAAACACUUUCGAGUCGAAUAGUCGAUGUUAUUCUUCCCUGUGUGAUGAUGCUGCUUCAGAUUCGGACGGGCUGUAUGCAAGUGUUAAUCAACCGCCACCAUCUGUUCCCCCACCACCACUACCUCUACCUCUUCCUCCAGCUCCUCCUCCUCAUCAUCAAACUGCACAAUCCACUACUUCAUCUGUCAUUGUUACUGCUCCGAAUAGCAGUAGUACUCUGCGAAGAGAUUUACAAAAUACCAAAGUUAAUAGUAAUACUCAAAGAAGAUAUGAAAUUUGUCAAUCACCUUAUUACUCACAAUUAAAUGAUGAUUGUGAUGUGAGCAAUGAGAAUAGUAAAAAUAAUAUUAAAAACAAUAAUAAUAAUAAUGGCAGUGGUAAAGGUAACCCGUAUGGCGAGUUAAUCAUUACUACUAAUACUACUGCUAUUACUCCUGUUGCUAUGACAACGAAGCCGACAACAACAACAGGAGUAGCAACAACUAUGACUGUAACUACACUUCCUACAGAUAUUUCAAAUAUGCCGCCAAGCUGUGGUGAUGGUUGUGCUGGUGUAAAUAACAAUUUUCCUUGUGAAUGUCAUUCAGGAAAACAACAAGCAACUUCUCAAAUGCCUGGAAAUCAUGGAGAUUGCUGUGUAUGCUCUUGUACAACUCUCUCUAGUCAUUUGUAUGCUCAGGUUUUACCGCGCAAAAGAUCUGUUACUGAUCCUGAGACUAUGUCUAAUUAUACUAUUUAUAGUUCCAAUUAUAUACGACCACCAAUUCCAGCCAGAUGUUAUGAUCAAGCAGAUAUUGAUUUAGUGAAUCAAAUUCGAACAUGCUCUCGUCAACUGGAUACCAUAUGUCCAUCAACUGAAUGUAAAAUACUUACAGCACAUCCUAUACAUAAAGAGAAAACUCUUCUCAUCGGAUCCAAUAGUCCACAAAAUGAUCGAUUACUUAUCAGUAAUCAUCAACAGCUUAGUGGCAGUGUUGGUCCUGCUUGUGGGAGUAUCUGUAGUACUGGUGGAUGCAGUCCUAAUGUACGUCAAUCAGAUCCUCCCCUGUUAGAAUCAAAUUAUCGUCAUAUCAGCGUUCGAGAGUCAUUGGCUAAUUUACGCGCUAGAAAUGCUCUACCAAUUUUGUACAGUAUUAUAAAACAUGAUCAUGGGAACAUUGAUGUUGCUGAUUUGAAUCAAGAAUCUUCAGAAUAUGAACGUAUUUACCCUGAAUCAGCUGAUCUAUUAAAUUGUACAAAUAGAAUAAAACUGACAAAUGACAAACAUAAUAGUGAAUUAAAUUCACGUGGCAUUGGUAAACAUGUUGAACACUCGUAUGCAGAGUUGCCAGGUGCAGAUUCAGUGUGUGAUGGUACAUAUGCUCAUGUAUAUUCUACUGUACCAACUGAUGAUGAUUCAUCACUGCUGAGAACAAGAGCAACAACAACAAUUGGAUUAUGCAAUCAGUGUAGUCCAGCGGCAGCAGACAUACAUCCUGGUAUGAAUAUCACUAAUACUAAUACACGCAGUAAUUGUCCUUGUGAUAAUAACAGUACUGUUUUUGAUAUGAUCGUGACUACUCCCACAGCUAUUACCGUGACUUGUAGUGGUUGUAUUGAUACUUUUAGUAAAUUGGAUGGAAAUAUUUACAGUGUCCCAGAAUUAUGCCCUAAUUCAUUAGCUGCAUCAAAUACAAAUAACAAUAAUAAUAAUUUAAAUGAUAGAAUGUUAGCUGAGAUACAAGCCUUUCGUCAUAUGGAUAGUGAAGUGGAUUUAACUCAAUCUGCGAAAACAGUUGUGACUGGUAGCAGUGAAACAUCUCAUCUUCUGACGAAUGAACAUCCUGCAGCUAGUGACGAUUUGGAAAAAGGGAGGACGAUGGAUAAUGUCUACUUUUCAUCAAAGCCGCAAUCAGUUCAUCGUAUUAUCAUUCCUAAUCCAACACCAUCUUCAGUGAACAAUAUCAAUGAAAUGACUCCAUUAAUGGAACGUUCCACCGAAGACUUUUCCCUGCCAUCAACAAUAUCUCGAAAUACUUAA
This is a messenger RNA of Trichobilharzia regenti, 2703 nucleotides long. Lineage: Eukaryota; Metazoa; Platyhelminthes; Trematoda; Strigeidida; Schistosomatidae. The record is from the annotation of a GenBank genome assembly.